Messenger RNA from Aspergillus oryzae RIB40, 906 nucleotides. RefSeq lists its product as uncharacterized. The coding region runs from base 1 to 906 and encodes 301 amino acids. The record is from RefSeq and is a predicted model, not a curated record. NCBI's taxonomy places the organism in Eukaryota, Fungi, Ascomycota, Eurotiomycetes, Eurotiales, Aspergillaceae. The transcript has a single exon.
AUGGGCUUGGGGUUUCAAUGGACGAGACAUAAUUCAGGUCAGCUGGAUGUGGAACAAUCACCAGGGGCUCGCUGGUUGCGUGAUAUUUUACUCUCAUUCCCCAACUGCAGGUCGUUCACUGUCCAUCUCGACUACGGAUGGAACGAUUCGUCGGAACAUUCUCGCUUAGGUCCCAGUGACGGUAUAACCAUAAUCAUGGACAUCGUUGCGGAGACCGGCAUCCCUGUCAGAUCCUUUUCUGUGUACGCCCAUCCGAGCAGUAGCGGAUUUGCCUUCAAUAAUGUCGACCCACGCUGCCUUCAAUUCGACAUCCUCAAAGACCCGGCCUUCAUCAACAGCUGGGCCCAGGUUGAGAAGCUAAAGUUCCACCACAAUUUCGUUCCCGGCAACAUCGGAGAAUGGGUAGCCAGUGUCAUCACUCUUGCCCCAAGACUCAAGACGCUAGAGAUAGGUUUUGACUACACCCCCGACGCACAGGUAAUUACGACCCGUCUAUCGUCCGGACCAGUGGUACUUUCUGAAUUGCGAGAGCUCGUCCUUACCGAAGCAUCCGAGAUUGAAUGGGAUGAGCUUCUAACACUUCUUCGCUUUACAUGCCGCACUCUGCGAUGCCUUACGCUGCAGCGCCUUCAACUGAAAGGCGGCACUUGGAUCCCUCUGCUUGCUCAACUUUAUCAGUUCCCUUUGCUAGAGGACCUUACCUUGUUUUGGUUAAGUACUAGUCAGAAAAGGGUUUUGCAUUUUGUUUCGCUACCGAAAUCCCUCCGCGGGACUCUGCAGGGCGGAAAGCUCAAGCUUGAUCGCAAGCAGUUUCGGGGUAUAUGGAGAACCGUCUAUGUCGCCUAUCGGGGACAUGACAUGCAGGUCUUGUUGAAUGCUCUAUUACAGUCCGCGCGAGAUGAUUGA